Triticum turgidum subsp. durum (durum wheat) is the source of this 1110-nucleotide messenger RNA. The record is from the annotation of a GenBank genome assembly. Lineage: Eukaryota; Viridiplantae; Streptophyta; Magnoliopsida; Poales; Poaceae.
AUGGUGUCAGCCACCAAACUAGAAGGUGGAUAUUGUUUUCACAGCAAGAACUCUCCUCUGGAUCAACCUGAAGGUGUGAAGAUACAUCUUUACCGUCUUGGUAUAGAACAGCGUGAACACGAUGCCCUCAAAAGCUUUGCAUAUGCUGGUCAAGGCAGCCCAAGUUUACUUGAUACACUCAUUCUUUCUCAGUGGGAGAACUUUGCCCAGAAGGGCCACAUGGGAUAUGAUGUUACUGCUUGUGAACUUAAGGUCAUUGAAGGUCAAAGGGAUUUUGUUAUUCAGAUGAAUGAUAAAUGGAAUACAUUUCCCCUCAAGAAACAUGACAAGUUCGGCCAUCCUUUUGGAUGCUUGAAGCCAAAUUCUGCUAAAAGCUAUGAGGAAUUACUUUUGUGCAUUGCAGAAGGAGAAGAUACUGAACCGGAGGUUGUUCCUUCAACUACACCCCCAAACAAUGGGGUACUGCUGAUUGCGAAUGCAUAUCCUGUUGAAUAUGGUCACAUUUUCUUGGUCCCAAAUUCAACUAAUCAGCUAUCUUCCUUUUGGGAUAAAAGGAUGUUUGGGCUGAUUACAAAGAUUGCCUCUGAAGUAAACAGUACAGCAUUCCGGGUUUUCUUUGAUGAUGGUACAUCUAUUGUGCCAAAGCACAUGUUUUUUCAGGCCUGUUACUUUGCUAAUCCUUUACCAGUGGAGUCUGCCUCAACUGUUGCAUUAUAUGAUGGGGCAACCAGAUCAGGCAUUUGUGUGUCUGAAAUAGUUGAUUACCCUCUAAAAGCACUUGUGUUCACCAGCACCAAUGUAAAUGCACUUGUCGAUGUAGUCAGUGAAGCAUGUUUAGCUUUGCAUGAGAAAAAUACUGUGCACAGCCUAAUGAUGUCCAACAAUGGCAGAAAUGUUUUCUUAUUCCCCCAGGUGAAAAAUCUGGUCACUGGCUGCUAUCUUUCUGCCUGGGAGUGCUGCGGCUACUUUGUUUAUCAAACCAAAGUUGAUUUUGACCGAGCUUCUGAGACCGGAAUUUCCAAUAGGAUGGCUUCGUUCUCGUUCCAAGAUGGUGAAUUUGAAGACCUGAAGAAACUCUGCUGUGCUAUAGCUGAUGACCUCGUUACCUAA